Messenger RNA from Colletotrichum destructivum, 2215 nucleotides. Its product is annotated as Putative short-chain dehydrogenase/reductase SDR, NAD(P)-binding domain superfamily. NCBI's taxonomy places the organism in Eukaryota, Fungi, Ascomycota, Sordariomycetes, Glomerellales, Glomerellaceae. The record is from RefSeq and is a predicted model, not a curated record. The transcript has 7 exons. Gene Ontology annotation, molecular function: oxidoreductase activity, acting on the CH-OH group of donors, NAD or NADP as acceptor. Bases 944 to 1783 code for a protein of 279 amino acids.
UCCCACUGCAAUUAAGUCAAAGGUGAAAUUUCGAACGGUCCCGAGGCAAUACAAAUCCCCAAUCUAGGUUAUUGACGGAUCAGACGGCGCGUCGAAUUGGACCCUGCACAAGCGGCAGCGAUUCGAGACCAAUAUACCCGACUCGCGUCCUCGCCCGGAGGGUAUCCGCAGAGUUUCUGUUCGUGUACCAACGAGGCAGCAGGUCGCAUCGGCUACUGGGUCCCAAUCUCGCGAACAAACUCCCGGAUGCCUCUGGUCACUGGUGUCACGCGCCAUCGAUGCGGCUACUGGUUUGAAUCCCGCGAACAAACUCCCGGUCGGCUCUAGGCUCGAGGUGUCACGCGCCGGGUUGCUUCGAUCACGAUAUACGCUGUCGGUUUUUUUCUUGUUUUUUUCUUUUUUCGUUUUGGUUUUUUUUUUUUGGCGGUGCGGCGGGGGCAUCGAUAUGAGCUGUUCGGCUAUGCUAUGGCCCGGUUGUCUCUUAUAAGAUGCUCGGGGAAACGCAAGAGGAGAGUGAGGGGGGAAUAAUGAUCUUUGGGCAGUACUCGAGUAGUUGGGACACACACACUCACACAUACACACACCCACACCCGGCGAUUCAUGCUCCAUUUUACUAGCACCGAUAGCGGCGGCAAUUGAUCCAUCCCUCUCUCUCACUCUGUCUCUCUCUCUCUCUCUCUCUUUCUCUGCCUCUCGGCUAUCCCUUCGGCUUUCGAUCCGCGUUGGUCUCCAACACCCACCCCCCUUCAUCAUCCCCGCCUUUUGAACCGACCUGACAAACAAGCACUAACAUCACCGGAGAAGAGACAAACAAACCUUGCUCCAACCUGAACGGGAUACCCUAGUCCAACCCCGGUCCAACAUCAGUCCGACACCAAGUCAGCUACACUACACCUAGAUCAGUACAGUAGUACAUCGUACACCGAGACCGCGAACUCUCAAGAUGGUUCAGUAUAGCAUUCGGAGCACAGACAACACCACCCAGGGCCGCCUGGCUCUGGUGACGGGAGCAAGCGGUGGCAUCGGCUCGUCCGUUGCACACGCUCUCGCUUCCGAGGGAUGCGACGUCGCGUUGCACUAUUCUUCAAGCCAGAGUAAAGCCGAGGCUCUAGCUCAGGAGCUGCGGUCCAAGUACCCCUCGCAACUCUUCCUCCCCUUCCAGGCCGACCUCUCGUCCAGGGAGUCGACGCGCAACUUGGUCCCGGGCAUCCUCGCGCACGACGAAAUCUCGCGCAGGCAUGCGGCCGUCUCGGUCCUCGUCGCCAACGCCGGGCUCGGGCGCCGCAUCCGCGACCCGGCCGACAUUGGCGAGGACGACUGGGACGAGAUGAUGGAGGUCAACGCGCGCAGUCAGUUCGUCGUCACCAAGGCCUGCCUCCCCGGCAUGCGGGCCCAGCAGUGGGGGAGGGUCGUUCUCAUCGGAAGCAUCGCGAGCCGCGGCGGCGGCAUCAACGGUUGCCACUACGCCGCCACCAAGGGCGCGCUCUGCUCAAUGGGCCUCAACCUGGCCACCUAUUUGGCGCCUGAGGGCGUCACUGUCAACAUUGUUCUACCUGCGAUGAUCGGUGCAACUGGCAUGAUUGCAACACCAAAGUCAACUACGUGGGAUAGCAAAGACGACCUCGAGGCUCUUCGGGCCACGGACCCCGGGCUGGCCAUCGCCGCGAGCGUCCCCGUCCACCGACUCGGGGCACCCCAGGAAGUGGCCAACGUCGUGACCAUGUUCGUCAAGACGGGAUACCUCACCGGCCAGGAGCUUGUUCUCGCCGGCGGCUUGAAAUGAUGUGGAUUUGUGUAUUCUCGUUCGCCUUUCCAGGUUUAGGGUUUUGUCUUUUCUUUUUCUUCUUUUUCUUUUCCCCUCUCUGGCUUUAAACCUUCAUAGCCCUACCCGAUUCAUUGGGCACCGUCAGCACGGCAACAUCACAAUGAGAGAGAGAGAGAGAGAGCCCGGCUACUUUUCUACCCCAUCGAAGAUGACUUGCAGUAAGUUUCAAGCCUUGCAGGCGAUUUGUCGCGGGACACAACACACAAUCAUACCGUAUAAACGAGAUAGAGUUCAAGGCCUGGGCCGCGUUUCCCCAACCUAAACAUCCCGAUGCAGACAAAGCAGCCCUCGAUCGGUCGCAUCUCACUUCAUGGUCCUUUUCGGGGUGCUCGCUCAUACGAGAGUAAACGUACUAUGUACAAGACAGGGAGCUGGCAAACCUUGGCCUCC